Messenger RNA from Ostreobium quekettii, 1158 nucleotides. Lineage: Eukaryota; Viridiplantae; Chlorophyta; Ulvophyceae; Bryopsidales; Ostreobiaceae. The record is from the annotation of a GenBank genome assembly.
AUGUCGCUGGAGCCGCUGCUGCCGCGCACGGUAGCGCGGCUCGUGAACCAUGGCAUGCGGUCCAGGGGCGGCGAGGGCGUGGAGAGGCUCCUGGAGCACAGGGACAAACGAGGUUUCGACACCAGCGGCAAUUGGUGUUUGACGAUCUUCAGUUUCCGUGGCCGUGCGGUUCCCAUCGUCCCUCUGUUGGCAUACUACCUCUACUGCUUGAUCGUCGUCUCGGUCAUAAUGGUCCGCUUUCAGCACAUUUUUGUGGAGUGUCAAGAUUCGUAUUGCUUUCUAGACUCCUUAACGACUCCGGUGUCUAUAGUAGGCAGCGCUCUGUUCUUCUUGUUGGUGUUUCGAACGAACUCGAGCUAUGCUCGUUGGUGGGAGGGCCGCAAGGUGUGGGGCGCGAUCGUGACGACUGCCAGAAACAUGGGCAGGCAUGCUGCCGUGUUCCUCAAUGAUAAGGACCUGGCACUUGACAUCAUACGGUGGGCAGCUGCCUACCCUAUCAUCCUCAAGUCUCACCUGAGGGACGAGAAGGAGCUGCAUGAAGUCGCCUCCAUCCUUCAAGGUGGCCAAAUACAGGAUGUGAUGGCAGCCACGCACAUGCCCAUGCAUGUCAUGCUGCGUAUCUCUGCGGAUAUUCGUGUGAUCGCCGUGCACAAGCUCCUGCCUGAGGCUCAGAUUUAUUACCUGGAUGCAAACUUGGAGGAGUUCAUGGCCCAGCUGGCCUCUGUGGAGUGCAUCAAAAGGACACCAAUGCCGUUUGCGUAUGUUGCUCACCUGAGGACGUUCAUGGUGCUGUGGCUGAUGUCGCUCCCAUUCGUCCUCAUCCACGAUCUGGAGUGGCUCAUCCUCCUGGUGUGUGCCAUAAUCGGCUACGUCAUCAUGGGCAUCGAGGGCAUCGGCGUCGAGAUCGAGAACCCUUUUGGCCGCGAUUACAACGACCUGCCCCUGGACGGCCUGGUUGCGAAGUGCACGGACAACCUCAGGCAGAUGAUGACGUUCGUUGAGGAGCAAAAGGGGCCGCCCGCAGAUGAGCAUCAGGAGGCAAAGCCAGACGCAAAGCAGGAAGUGAAGUCGCAGCCGCUCAAAGGAGCACCAUCGAUUGGUGAAAGUGGCCGCAGUGGCAGUGGCAGCAGCAGCUUGGACUGGGGCCCUGUCGGAUAG